Messenger RNA from Oppia nitens, 1934 nucleotides. It is a transcript of the gene hyx, whose product is annotated as parafibromin-like. Gene Ontology annotation, cellular component: Cdc73/Paf1 complex. NCBI's taxonomy places the organism in Eukaryota, Metazoa, Arthropoda, Arachnida, Sarcoptiformes, Oppiidae. The transcript has 10 exons. The record is from RefSeq and is a predicted model, not a curated record. The coding region runs from base 161 to 1888 and encodes 575 amino acids. Gene Ontology annotation, biological process: transcription elongation by RNA polymerase II; positive regulation of transcription elongation by RNA polymerase II. Gene Ontology annotation, molecular function: RNA polymerase II complex binding.
UAUUAAUAUCAAAAAAAGCAUUUGUUUUCAAUUGAAUCGGUUGUCUCUCUCUCAACACAUUGUGUUUCGGCGCCACUGGUUUUGACCACCGAUUUCCCGCCGAUUACAAGAAGUUAUCGUUGUUGUCAUUGUUGUUGUAUUGACCACCAUCUGAGACACAAUGGCUGAUCCACUGUCGCUGUUGCGUCAGUACAACGUAAACAAGAAGGAGAUAAUCGAGAAGAACAAUCUGAUCUGUUUCGGUGAAUAUUGUUGGCCAAAGACUGUCAAAACUAAUUACUUGAAGUACACAUCGGAAAGUUCCCGCGAAGGACCCAAAGAAUACUAUACACUGGAAUGUCUUCUCUACUUCUUGAAGAAUAUUCAACUACAACAUCCAACUUAUGUCAAACAAGCGGCCUCUGAAAAGAUACCCGUCGUCCAACGGCCGGAUCGUAAAGACUUGUUAUCGUAUUUGUGCGGCGAAACAGCUACCACUGCCUCGAUAGACAAGAGCGCACCCAUUGAACUGCCAAUUUCGGCCUCACAAUUGAAAUCGGAAUUAAUUUCGGCAGCGUCUGCAUCGGCAACACUAUCCGGCCAUGGAUUGUCGGGUAACGAUUCCGAAGCUACGCCCAAUAAGUUGGCCCGAAUGGACGAAAUGGAAAAAGUACGCAAACAGUUUGCCGCCCGAUUGGAUGCACCGAAAUUCAAGAAACCGUUGCCAUCGUCUAUAUUGCCGGGAGCUCCGGGCGAAAAGUCACUGAGAGAUGCCAUGAGUAACGAUCAAAUCGCUGCACUCAAGGCUAAACGAUUGGCCAAAAAGAGAAGUACAAUCAUUGACGCCGACACCGACCUCGAAGUCAAUCAAAACUCAUUGAGCGGUACAAUGAGUGCACCAAAUGUACACUCGGUUUUGCUUCAAUACGACUCCAACUUUACCCGAGAAAUACAGACUAAAGAAAGAAUUUGGAGAAAUAGGACUAAUAUAUUGCAAUCAACUGUAAAGAAUUUUCAAAAAUCUAUAUUUCCGACUUUACAAUCGAUUAAACUACGUGAGGACGGACACAGUUCCCACAAAAAACCCAAUACACAGAUAAGCGCCGGACAUAAUGCAAACUCAAGCAUACCGAAGAUCACACCAUCAGCCACUUCGGCCCAACAGCAACAACAACAGCAACAGUCGGCUUCGUCUCAACAACAGUACAAUCGUUACGAUCAGGAAAGGUUUGCCAAGAAUGAUACCGUCGGCUUCCGAAUUGACACCACUGGAACCUAUCACGGAUUGACACUGAAAAGUGUAACCGAAGGAUCGGCUCAGCCGAAAACAGCAACACCUGAUAUCAAACCAAAUAUACAUCAAUCGCAACACCAUUCGCACAGUAAUAGUUCGUCGCAACCGAAACUACAGAAGCGAACCUCUAGGACACCGAUUAUCAUAAUACCGGCCACUACUACAUCACUGAUAUCGAUGUACAAUGCAAAGUCCAUACUCCAGGAGCUCAAGUUUGUCGACCAUAAGACUGGCGAACAGAGACGUGAAAACGAGAUACUAAUACAGAGGCGCAAAACGGAUGGCACGAGUGUUCCCUAUCGUAUAAUAGAUAAUCCGCUCAAACUGUCCUCCGAUGACUGGGAUCGAGUGGUUGCCGUAUUUGUCCAGGGACCGGCCUGGCAGUUCAAGGGCUGGCCAUGGGAUGGAAACCCGGUCGAGAUAUUUGCCCGAAUUAAAGCCUUUCACUUGAAGUUUGACGAAAUGAAAUUAGACACAAAUGUGGCCAAAUGGUCGGUCGAAAUUAUCGAACUGUCCCGCAAUAAGCGCCAUUUGGAUCGGGCAAACCUAUUGAAGUUCUGGUCGCUACUCGACGGACAUAUAAUUAAACAUAAACAUAAUAUUUUGCGAUAUUAACGAGUCAUUUACUACUGUAUAUAUUCAUAUAUAUAUAAUGUACGUA